AUGGGAAAAUCAUUGAGUUUUGUCCCACCAAUCCAGAACAAUGGGAAACCAGUGGUGACGAUAGAUGAAAAUGACAUAAGAGCACAAGAGGAUUAUUGGGUUAAAGCUUUGAUUGAGUAUGUAAUAGGGGAUAUACCAUAUGUGCGAACAAUAGAAAACUAUGUUGAACAGGUAUGGAAUUUUGUUCCCAAACCUCAAAUCCUCUAUCAUGAUGAUGGGUACUAUAUGUUUAGAUUCAACACAGUUGAGGAUAGGGACCGUGUUAUGCAAGCUGGGCCAUACACCUUCCACAACAAGUCGUUUAUACUACAACACUGGAAAAUUGACUUUGAUUUUAACCCGGAAUGCAUUAGGAGAAUACCCUUAUGGGUACAAUUCCCUGGAUUGCCUGUAGGGUACUGGUCGACUGAGGCGUUGAGUAAAAUUUCUAGUGUUGUAGGGAAACCUCUGUACACAGAUAAAGUUACUGCUGAAAUGGAAAGAAUAUCGUAUGCCAGGGUGCUUAUUAAGACUGAUGUCUCCAGGGUGUUGCCUAAGAAUAUUGAACUAAUUGUACCAAUAGGGGCAUUCCAACAGAGGAUAAAAUAUGAGUGGAAGCCUAAGUUUUGCCAUGACUGCUUAAAGCUUAGCCAUAAGGAUGUGAAUUGCUGGAAGAGGGCCAGAGAAUAG
This is a messenger RNA of Capsicum annuum, 669 nucleotides long. RefSeq lists its product as uncharacterized. NCBI's taxonomy places the organism in Eukaryota, Viridiplantae, Streptophyta, Magnoliopsida, Solanales, Solanaceae. The transcript has a single exon. The coding region runs from base 1 to 669 and encodes 222 amino acids. The record is from RefSeq and is a predicted model, not a curated record.